UUCAACACUACUAUAUAACAAAUAAUUUGAGAAAGCACACAGAGUAAUGCUUAAGUUCGGUAACAGAAAUAAUUUUCUAAAGAAGGCAUAUAAUUAUUCUCGCUCUCUCUCCUCAAAACCAAACGGAUUCCUUGAGCAACACGAAAGUGUUGAAACAAGACAUGCUAAAGACAACGCUGAGGUUGUAAUAAUUGGAGGAGGAUGUGUUGGUACUAGUUUGGCGUAUCAUCUCGCAAAGUUUGGAGUGAAAAAUGUGGUGCUUCUUGAGAAAACUGAACUCACUGCUGGAUCAACAUAUAGUGCAGCUGGUCUGACAACAUACUAUAAUCAUGGUAUCAACAUGCGGAACCUACAUUACGAGUCACUUAAGCUUUUCGAAACAAUUGAAGCAGAAACUGAUCAGGAAAUUGGAUUUAACGCCACUGGUUCACUCCGUUUGGCCCAUACAAAAGAGCAUUUCAACGAGUUCAAAUACAUGAUGAGCCGACAUACGUGGCAGCGAGCCAACGAGCAUCUAGUUGUCCCCGACACUAUAGAACAGAUGCAUCCUUUUCUGAACAUGGAGGGAAUUAAAGGGGGGUUAUACACCCCUGGUGAUGGACAUACCGACCCUUAUAGUCUUACUAUGGCGUAUGCUAAAGGAGCCCGAAUGUAUGGAGCAACAUUAGUGCAAGACUGUAUAGUCACUGUGGAUACACCUUCUGGAAAAAUAAACACAAAGCAACUGGUGAACGCUGCCGGAUUCCACGCCCGAGAAAUCGGGCAGAUGUCGGGGCUUAAUCUACCUCUUGCUCCUGUGCACCAUCAGUACCUGGUUUCUGCAAGUGUUCCCUUAUUGGAAGACUGGCAGAAGAACCAGAACGGUCGUCAGAUUCCAACUAUUCGGGAUCUUAGAGGUUCUUAUUACGUGAGACAAGAGCGAACAGGACUAUUGAUUGGACCGUACGAGGCACCAGAUAAGAUGAAGAUUCAGGAGGACUGGUAUGAUAACGGCAUCCCUAGAGGCUUCUCUAAAGAAGCAUACGAAAGUGAUUUGGAUCGUAUUGAUAGGUGCAUAGAACAUUGUAUGGAACUAAUGCCAAUAAUGCAGGAAACUGAAAUUAAGAACGCAAUAGCAGGACCGAUUACAUACUCUCCCGACAUGUUACCGAUGAUGGGUCCAACUCACCACCUAACUAAUUACUGGCUAACAGUCGGAUUUGGCUGCUUCGGUAUUGUGCAUUCUGGAGGUGCUGGAAAAUACCUUGCUAGAUGGAUGAUAAACGGAGAACCUGACUACGAUCUGAUAGAAUGUGAUCCAGAUAGAUUUUCUGACUGGACGGACAGGAAGUUCCUAAUGGCGAAGGCUCGAGAGUCCUACGGAAUGAACACCUCACCUGCGUACCCUAAAGAGGAGAGGUGGGCAGGACGACCUACCGAGAGAGUGAGCGGAGCUUACCAGGAAAUUAAAGAAAGAGGAGCUGCGUUUGGGUUCAAUGCUGGGUGGGAACAGGCGCGCUUCUUUGCAACUCAAGGGGAACUCAAGACCACACCAGCCUGUUACACGAGGAAACAUUGGCAUGAUGCCGUAGGCAGAGAAGUUGAUCUCAUUCUCAACGGAGUUGGUGUAGCUGAUCUCACUUAUUUCGGGAAGUUCAUUUUGGAAGGUCCAGGUGCAACUAAGUUCCUCUCCUCGAUGGUUGCUAAUACUCUACCCAAGGAACAACAAGUUAACCUCUCUCACAUGCUUACUCCUAACGGUAAAGUUUACGCUGAACUAACAAUAUCUAGACUUGGAAAAGACCGGUAUUAUCUGGUGACAAGUGCUGGCAGUGAAUUACAUGAUCUCAGGUGGCUGAAGCAUCAUAUGCCUGAGAAUGCAGAUUUUACACUGCAGAACGUGACCGAUCAAAUGGGAGUUCUAGCAGUAACCGGGAAAUAUUCCCGUGACGUCAUGACCAAGCUUACUGACAGUGCUAUGUCUGAAAUGAGCUUGGCCGGAUAUGAUGUUCAGGCAACAAGGAUUUCGUACACUGGUGAGUUAGGAUGGGAAAUUCAUCAUGAUCGAAACGACACAGGCGCCCUUUACAAAAGAAUUUUAGAAGCAGGAGCUGAAUUUGAGAUCGGAGAUUAUGGUUGGUUUGCAACAAACUCCUUAAGACUUGAAAAAGGAUUGAGGCACUGGGGAGACGAGAUGAAUCUGGAUAAGAACCCUUUCGAAGCCGGUUUAGGGUCCUUCAUAAAAACAAACAAAAAAACACCUUUCAUCGGUCAAGAGGCUUGUAAGGAAAUGCUACGUAACGAGUUGAAGACUAAGUUAAAGGUACGUACCGUACGUACUUGCCAUCUUAGGAGCAAACUAGUGAUGUUGACUGUUGAUACUCAUGGUUAUUUGGAUCCGGAGGGUAACGAGACUAUUUGGUUUAACAACCGGGUGGUUGGUAACACUACAUCUGGAGCCUGGAGUUACAGCGCCAAUACAAGUAUUUGCAUGGCAUACCUCCCAACCAGUCUCAGUGAGCAAGGUUCCAAUGUGUACGUUGAACUCCUAGGCAAGAGAUACAAAGCCACUGUAGUCAACGACCCGAUGUACGAAACAGAGGCAGUUAGAUCGAGAAAUGAUCUCAAAGAGCUGCAGAUACGGUAUAUCGUCCAUAUCAAAUCUCUGAACGUGUACGUGUAUCUAAAGAGAUAA
Molecule: messenger RNA, 2674 nt
Organism: Bolinopsis microptera
Lineage: Eukaryota; Metazoa; Ctenophora; Tentaculata; Lobata; Bolinopsidae
Product: dimethylglycine dehydrogenase, mitochondrial-like
Cellular component (GO): mitochondrion
Molecular function (GO): protein binding; oxidoreductase activity
Source: RefSeq, a predicted model, not a curated record